This is a messenger RNA of Solenopsis invicta (red fire ant), 1677 nucleotides long. RefSeq lists its product as uncharacterized. Bases 255 to 878 code for a protein of 207 amino acids. The record is from RefSeq and is a predicted model, not a curated record. The transcript has 4 exons. Lineage: Eukaryota; Metazoa; Arthropoda; Insecta; Hymenoptera; Formicidae.
UAAAUAGGGAAUAAAUGUGCUUACUUUUCAUAUUUUAACCAUCAACCGAUUAAACUAAAAGUGGAAAAUAGAAAGUGCGUAUUUCGCAUUUAGUAAAUAUAAUAUUUUAAGUAGUAUUAAUUUUUUAUUAAAAUGAACGUCACACAGAAGCAAAAGGAAGUAAUGCUUCAAUGGAUGAAAUUGAAUCCACAAGUAGCAAGGGGAAGGUUACGUACUAAAGGAGAAAGUCGAAACGAAAUGAAAAAUUAGAAGAUAUGGCACGCACAAUAAAUGCAGAUAACAUUGGUCCAGUAAAAACUGGUGCAGAAUGGUUAAAGACCUGGAAAGAUUGGAAGAUGUACGUUUUAAAAAAAGAGACAAAACGAAGAAAUCAUGGUUUAGGAACGGGUGGAGGAUCGCCAAUAAAGAUAUCUUUCUCUUCUUUAGAAGAAGAUUUAUUAGAAUUUCUGACUCCAGAAUCUGUGGGUUUGUCUAAUAUUCCACAAGGGGGAUUUGAUAUAGCUGAAAAUGUCAUAGAGCUAGAUUUGGAUGAUCUGCAAGAAAAUAAGGAAAACCAAUCGUCACAGAAAAGAUUGUGUAAACAUCUGUUUUUAAACGCUAAUGCAGGAUUGGAAACACGAUCACUGAUACCUCAGACAAUGCAUAUCCAAGAAAAACCAAAGAUACAAUCAUCGUCGCCUAAGAUAAUUCACAUAGAAGAGGAACAAAAAUCAAAGUCGGAAUUAUCACUUCAAAUGAUUAAUAUCCAAAAAGAAAAAUUAGCACUAAAAAAAGAUGAGUUAGAUAUUCAACGGCAAAUUUUGGAAGUGCAGCGAUCAAUACUGGUUGAAUUACAGCAAAUGAGGAAAACAGUGGAUACAUUUGGCCAUUUAGAAUAAUAUCCCACAUUCAUUUAUUAAUAAUCAUUACUUGAAAGUUCCUUUAGGUGAGAUACUAAGAUUUGAAUAGUUUAUCUAUAUGUUAUAUUUUAUAUAUAUGGAAUAUUUUAAAUGUAAUAAGGUAUAUUGAGUUUUUCUUUUUUGUUUUGAUAAUGAGUUUUUUUUGUUUUGGUGAUAAAUUUUUCUUUUUUGUUUUGAUAAUAAAUUUAGUUUAUUAUCGGUGAUAAAAUACUCCUUACCACGUAGUUAUUAAAAAAAACGUCUAAAAAAUUCCUUUUAAAGUUUAUUUAGUUCUAUCUGUAUCACUACAUAAUAAGUUAUCACCGUUUGAUUUAACUUAUUACAAUAAUUUCUUUUUGCAAUAAUUUUGUUGUGAUACAAUUAAACACCAAAUAUGAAUAUUUUAAUAAAGUUUAUAAUAUAUAUGUAGAUUUAUUACAAGAUUUACUAAUUAUAAACAAGACUGAAUGAAGAAUAUAAAGACUUUAUGAUAAAAUUAUUUGUAAAAAAGAUUAGUAAUAUACAUAAUUUAUGUUGAAUAUUAUUUCCUCUAUUUUCUAAGCUACAGUAGCAUUUAAGAAAUAAUAACCAAUAAUAGUAUAAGUGUAUAUUUUAUUGUUAUGUUUAUAUGACCCGGACACAGAGUUUAUACAAUACAUAUAGAAUUAAAAAUAAUAAAGAAUAAAUAUAGUAAAAUUUAUUAUAAGAUUAGGAUAUUUGGAAAUGACUGAAAUAAAAUGUCAAUUUGUAUUACAAAUAUAUACUUAAUUAAAAUACAAAUAUAUGAUACUUUCUCGAA